This is a messenger RNA of Durotheca rogersii, 1866 nucleotides long. RefSeq names its product dihydroxy-acid dehydratase. Bases 1 to 1866 code for a protein of 621 amino acids. The transcript has a single exon. Lineage: Eukaryota; Fungi; Ascomycota; Sordariomycetes; Xylariales; Xylariaceae. The record is from RefSeq and is a predicted model, not a curated record. Gene Ontology annotation, molecular function: hydro-lyase activity.
AUGGUGGAAUCAAAUCCAGACGGCGCCGCGAAAGACGGGUCGAUUCUUUCUGACUACGACCUCAACACCCCGAUCUCGACCGACCAGGGCGGGUUGCGAUCAAACCUGCCCGGCUAUGGCGACGCCCACUUCAGUCUGUUCCUCCGGAAGGUCUUCAUCAAGGCCCUGGGGUACACCGACGAGUCCCUAAGCAAGCCCAUCAUCGGCAUAAUCAACACCUUCUCGUCCUUCAAUCCUUGCCACGCCCAGGUGCCCCAGCUCAUCGAGGCGACGAAGCGCGGCAUCCUGUCGGCCGGGGGCCUGCCCAUGGAGUUCCCCACCAUCAGCAUCCACGAGAGCUUCGCCAACCCGACGAGCAUGUAUCUGCGAAACCUCAUGAGCAUGGAUACCGAGGAGAUGGUGAGGGCGCAGCCGGUGGACGCCGUCGUUAUGAUCGGGGGCUGCGACAAGACGGUCCCGGCGCAGCUCAUGGGCGGCAUCUCCGCCAACAAGCCCUUCCUGCCCCUGAUCACCGGGCCCAUGAUGCCCGGGUCGGUGAAGGGGGUGCGGGUCGGGGCCUGCACCGACUGCCGGAACAACUGGGCCAAGUUCCGCGCCGGCGAGCUCGACAUCGAGGACAUCAUGGACGUCAACGAGGAGCUCGCGCCGACGGCCGGCACGUGCGGCGUGAUGGGGACGGCGAGCACGAUGGCCUGCGUGGCGGCGGGGUUGGGCCUCGUCGACCUGCGCGCGGGGGCGACGAGCCCGGCCGUGUCGUCGGCGCGGCUCCGCGUCGCCGAGACGACCGGCCGGCAGGCGGUCAAGAUGCUCGAGGACGCGGAGGCGUUCCGGCCGCAGCGGCUGCUCGCGUACGAGAACUUCGUGAACGCGAUCGUGGUGCUGCAGGCGAUCGGCGGCAGCACCAACGCCGUCGUCCACCUGCUGGCCCUCGCCAACCGCCACCCGGCCGUCCGCGGCCGCGUCACGCUGCGCACCUUCGACGACGUCGGCGCCGCCACCCCGCUGCUCGUCGACCUCAAGCCCAGCGGCGACGGCUACAUGACCGACUUCCACCGCGCCGGCGGCAUGCUCGCGCUGAUGCACGCCCUGCGGCCGCUCCUGCACCUCGGCGCGCGCACCUUCACCGGCGAGCCGCUCGGCGCCGUGCUCGACGCCGCGCCCUUCGCGCCCUUCGCGUACUCGCGGCGCGUGGUGCGGCCGCUGGCCGACCCGCUGUACGCGCGGUCGAGCCUGGCCGUGCUGUACGGCAACCUGGCGCCGCGGGGCGCCGUCAUCAAGGCGAGCGCGUCCAAGGACCGGCGGCUGCUGUGCCACCGCGGCCGCGCGUGCGUGUUCCGCGACAGCCGCGACCUGAGCGCGCGCGUCGACGCCGAGGACCUCGGCGUCGCGCCCGACUCGGUGCUGGUGCUGCAGGGCGUCGGCCCCGUCGGCCACCCGGGCAUGCCCGAGGCCGGGCUCGUCCCCAUCCCCCGCAAGCUCGCGCGCCGCGGCGUCGCCGACAUGCUGCGCCUCAGCGACGGCCGCAUGAGCGGCACCGCCGGCGGCACCAUCGUCCUCCACGUCGCCCCCGAGGCCGCCGACCCGGCCUCCGUCCUCGGCGUCGUCCGCGACGGCGACUUCAUCUCCUGCGACGUCCCCCGCCGCCGCCUCCACCUCGAGGUCGACGACGCCGAGAUCGCUCGCCGCAUCGAGCUGCGCAGGCAGGAAACCGCCACCGCCGCUGCCGCGCUCCCCGGGCGUCGCGACGUCUGGGAGGCGAGGAAGACAACGCGCGGAUACCGCGGCCUCUACGAGCGGCACGUGAACCAGGCGGACGAGGGCUGCGACUUUGAUUUCCUGACCGCUGACGGGCCGGCGAACACCUAG